UGUUGGGAAGCUUGCUAACGGUGGACGUUACAUUUCGAUUGACAAAUAUCUCAAUAAGUACUAUUUAGGGCAAACGACGACAUCUUUAAACCGAAAAGUAAACGGCUUAUUUUCAUUAGUAUUCGUUAUUUGGUGCUGUCAGGAAGCUAAUGCUAGUGGCAGCUGGCUCUCGGAGGAACAAUGCAUGCUUUUGUGAUGUUUGCUAACGUUCCUGGGACCUGUUAUGAAGCAUUUUUACACAGCUAUGAUUCGUUCUAUUAUUUAGUCCAGCUGACUGCGACAUGGGUUAACUAUUGGUGCCGAAAGCAAGCUGUCUUAAUAUAAAGUAGUUGCACAGUUAACGGAACAGGCUUUGAGCGGUUUUGCGCAAUUGUAAGUCAACGUAACUCAAGAGAUUGGAUUCCCAACUGGAGAGGUUUUGGACUGCCAUCUCCCCCAAAGAACCAUGCUAUGAUGGUGCUGCGGCGGUUACUGAGGAAGCGCUGGGUGCUAGGGGGGGUCUUCGGCAUGUCUCUGAUCUACUUUUUCACCCGUACACUCAAACAGGAGGAAAGGACAAUACGAGACCGCACUCUCUUGGAAGUUCAAGACUCUGAUCAUCGCAUCCCAUGGAAAGUCCGUUUUAAUCUGGGCAACAGCAGUCGGCAGAUCAUUCAGUGCAGAAACUCCAUCCAGGGCAAGACGCUACUCACUGAUGAACUUGGUUAUGUCUGUGAGAGGAAGGAUCUGCUGGUAAAUGGCUGUUGUAAUGUCAACGGUCCCAGCACCAGGCAGUACAGUUGUAAAAGCUGCCUGGCAAAUGGCUGCUGCAGCAUCUACGAGUACUGCGUGUCUUGCUGUCUUCAACCUGAUAAGCAACCUCUUCUGGAGCACUUCCUGAAUCGUGCAGCUGAAGGUUUCCAGAAUCUCUUCACUGCUGUGGAGGAUCAUUUUGAGCUGUGUCUGGCAAAGUGUCGAACCUCGUCGCAGAGUGUUCAACAUGAGAACACGUACCGAAACCCACAAGCCAAGUACUGCUAUGGAGAGAGUCCUCCGGAGCUGCUACCUGUAUAAGUAAGGAGACACAGGGACACAGCAGUGGGACACUGCAGCUCCCUGACUGUCUCUCCAGGGAACAGAGACUCUGUACAUGAACUUCGACCUUGGAUAAGUUUGCGCAAUUGAAGCAAAUAAUGGACAUUUCAUUAUCCAAUACUUACUUAAAAAAAACAUGGACAAGUACUGUUUACCAUUUCUUUAUUUACACUUCAUAAGUGCAUGGUGUGCUUCAUACAUUCAUCCGUGAUGAUCAUCAGGUCUAAGUCCCAGGCAGCUCAUCCAUCCAGUUAGGCUUCAUGUCAUUAAACAGGCUUCAUUUUAUUGUUCAGACUGUUCAGUGUUUUGUUGUUGAAUUCUGCACUUGUUGUUGAAUGUCAUUUUGCCUUUGUAUAGUGCAUGCAUCAAAGACAAAUAUUUAAUAAAGAUAACUGUGAAACAUA
Cynoglossus semilaevis (tongue sole) is the source of this 1478-nucleotide messenger RNA. Its product is annotated as UPF0454 protein C12orf49 homolog. Bases 451 to 1053 code for a protein of 200 amino acids. Gene Ontology annotation, biological process: positive regulation of SREBP signaling pathway. Lineage: Eukaryota; Metazoa; Chordata; Actinopteri; Pleuronectiformes; Cynoglossidae. The record is from RefSeq and is a predicted model, not a curated record. The transcript has 5 exons.